This is a messenger RNA of Acomys russatus (golden spiny mouse), 1547 nucleotides long. RefSeq names its product transmembrane protein 115 (gene Tmem115). NCBI's taxonomy places the organism in Eukaryota, Metazoa, Chordata, Mammalia, Rodentia, Muridae. The record is from RefSeq and is a predicted model, not a curated record. Gene Ontology annotation, biological process: retrograde vesicle-mediated transport, Golgi to endoplasmic reticulum. The transcript is spliced from 2 exons. Gene Ontology annotation, cellular component: Golgi apparatus; membrane. The coding region runs from base 288 to 1343 and encodes 351 amino acids.
CUGGCCGCUGGGCCUACGGAACUGGCAGGCAGGCGUGCCCAAGCCACCCAGGGCCUAACGUCAGGUCCCCAACCAGGGACAUAGGCACUGGCCUGGCGGCAAGGCUUUUUCUUACCCCCCUUGGAACUACAGCCGGAUCCUACCGGAAUCAGAGCCUUCACUGGGAACAGAGGCCAGUGAGUAGCCGGGCCCGGGCCUCCCGUCGGGGCCGGACUGGGACGAGGCCCCGGGGAGGCCCCUAGACCACCUUCCUCACCUUCCCCCGAGCCGACGUCUCCUCCGGGAAGAUGCAACGCGCCUUACCCGGUGCCCGCCAGCAUCUGGGGGCCAUCCUGGCCAGCGCCAGCGUGGUGGUGAAGGCACUGUGCGCCGUGGUACUGUUUCUCUAUCUGCUUUCCUUCGCCGUGGACACGGGCUGCCUGGCGGUCACCCCGGGCUACCUUUUCCCACCCAACUUCUGGAUCUGGACCCUAGCUACCCAUGGGCUCAUGGAACAGCACGUGUGGGACGUGGCCAUCAGCCUGGCCACAGUGGUGGUGGCCGGGCGAUUACUGGAGCCCCUCUGGGGAGCCUUGGAGCUGCUCAUCUUCUUUUCGGUGGUGAACGUAUCAGUGGGGCUUCUGGGGGCCUUCGCCUACCUCCUCACCUACAUGGCUUCCUUCAACUUGGUCUACCUGUUCACUAUUCGUAUCCACGGCGCCCUGGGCUUCCUGGGUGGUGUUCUGGUAGCCCUCAAGCAAACUAUGGGAGACUGUGUGGUUCUGCGAGUGCCCCAGGUCCGCGUCAGCGUAGUCCCCAUGCUAUUGCUGGCGUUGCUGCUACUGCUUCGGUUGGCCACGCUGCUCCAGAGCCCGGCACUGGCUUCCUACGGCUUUGGCCUGCUAUCCAGUUGGGUGUAUCUUCGCUUCUAUCAGCGCCAUAGCCGGGGACGAGGGGACAUGGCUGAUCAUUUCGCCUUUGCCACCUUCUUCCCGGAGAUUCUGCAGCCAGUAGUGGGGCUGCUAGCGAACUUGGUGCAUGGCCUCCUGGUGAAAGUGAGGAUAUGCCAGAAGACCGUGAAGCGCUAUGAUGUGGGAGCGCCCUCUUCCAUCACCAUCAGCCUCCCGGGCACAGACCCUCAAGAUGCGGAGAGGAGAAGGCAACUGGCCCUAAAGGCUCUCAAUGAGCGGCUGAAGAGAGUGGAGGACCAGUCAGUGUGGCCCAGCAUGGAUGACGAUGAAGAGGAGGCUGGGGCGAAAAAGGACAGUCCUCUGCCCUCAGAAAAGGAUUCCACACCGCCAGGGAAGGGGACUGCCCCAGAAUCCAGUCUCAUCACCUUUGAGGCAGCUCCCCCAAAACUGUAACUCCAGACCACUUCGAGUGCAGCUCCUCUGCUCCCACGCCCUCCCUGACACGGCUCGGCUACUCCAGGGCACUGACUGCUCUGAGGAGAAGGAUGAGGGCCUACUGGGCAUUUCUUUGGCCUUCUGCUAUUUCUCGCCAACACUACAUGGAACCCUUGCUACCCGGUUCCGACUCCAGACAACCACAAUGCCAGGUGUGGGGCC